Molecule: messenger RNA, 8370 nt
Organism: Cladocopium goreaui
Lineage: Eukaryota; Dinophyceae; Suessiales; Symbiodiniaceae
Source: the annotation of a GenBank genome assembly
AUGACUACAGGCUGGUUUCGUCGAUCGGCAGCUACGUUGCUAUUCCUGGUUUGUUGUGCAGCAACCUGUUCCGCGGCCGAACUUCGCGUUUUAUUCCUGGGCGACAAUGGUCACCACAACCCUCCGGCUCGAUACGCGCAGUUGAAGCCGGUGUUCGACACGCGGGGAAUUGAACUCGUCUACACCGAUGAAGUCGGCGAUCUGAACCCCAAGACCCUCGCCGACUACGAUGCCCUGCUGCUGUACGCGAACAUCGACGAAAUCGCGCCCGAGCAGGAACAGGCCCUGUUGAACUACGUGGCUGCUGGCGGUGGAUUUGCUCCCAUUCAUUGCGCAACCUACUGCUUUCGCAAUGCACCGGCUGUCGUGGACCUGAUGGGUGCCCAAUUCGAGCGACACGGGACGGGUGAUUUUCGCACCCAAAUCGCUGAACCAGAACAUCCAGUGAUGCAGGGUUUCCAUGGGUUCGAAAGUUGGGACGAAACCUAUGUCCAUCAUCUGCAUAACGAACGCAAUCGGGUAGUGCUGUCAUACCGCGUCGAUGAUGAAGGUCGCGAGCCGUGGACUUGGGUCCGCAAUCAAGGUCGUGGAAGGGUCUUCUACACCGCUUGGGGACACGAUGAACGCACAUGGGGCCACCCCGGCUUUCAGAAUCUUCUCGAACGCGGUAUCCGUUGGGCCGCGGGGAAAGACCCGACCGCCGCUGGUCCUUACGCCGCCGACCGACCGUUCCCCACACCAGAGAUGACAUCUCCGCGUGACGAUGUGGAUGCGUUUGAGUACACGGACGUGGGGGCAAACAUUCCAAACUAUUUUCCGUCAGACAAAUGGGGAGCGCAAGGUGAACCCAAGAGCACCAUGCAGCUUCCACUUUCGCCGCAAGAGUCGUUGAAACACUUCGUGACGCCGCAAGGAUUCCACGUCGAACUCUUCGCCGCCGAACCAGAUCUAGGUGGCAAGCCCAUCGCCAUGACUUGGGACGAACGCGGUCGACUCUUCGUCUGCGAGACCUUCGACUACCCGAACGAACUACAGCCACCUGGAAAGGGCCGCGACCGGAUUCGAAUUUGCACCGAUACCGAUGGCGAUGGUGUGGCCGACCGUUUUCAGGUAUUCGCUGAAGACUUAAGCAUCCCCACCGCCAUCACGCUUCAUCGCGGCGGCAUGAUCGUGCAGAGUGGUAGCGAAACGCUAUUCCUUAAAGAUCUCGACGGCGACGAUCGGGCCGACCAGCGUGAGGUGCUCAUCGAGAACUGGAACGUCCGCGAUACCCACGGGGGUGUGAGCAACUUCCGCUAUGGCCUGGACAAUUGGAUCUGGGGAAUGCAGGGCUACAACCCUUCGCAGCCGGUGAUCGAUGGCCAGAAGCAACAAGCCAUUCGCAUGGGAUUCUUCCGGUUCCGGCUCGACAACAGUGAUCCUCCCCGCGUGACCGAGUUCGAAUUCCUCCGCUCGACCGACAACAAUACCUGGGGACUGGGGCUCAGCGAAGAGGGGCUCGUGUUCGGAUCGACUGCCAACCACAACCCCAGCGUCUUCAUGCCGAUCCCCAAUCGGUACUAUGAAAAGGUCCGCGGCUGGACGCGUUCGCUGGUGUUAAGUUCCAUCGCCGAUACUCAUCUCUUCCAACCGAUUACCGAGAACGUACGGCAGGUCGAUCACUUCGGAGGGUAUACCGCAGGGGCCGGGCACGCACUCUAUACCGCCCGAGGCUACCCGGCCGAGUACUGGAAUCGAACUGCCUUCGUCAACGGUCCCACAGGCCAUCUGAUUGGCACGUUUGUGCUCACACCACAGGGGAGCGAUUUCCGCUCCACGAGUCCCUUCAACUUGUUGGCCAGCGACGACGAAUGGUCGGCCCCCAUCCUGUCCGAAGUUGGACCCGACGGGAACGUGUGGGUCAUCGACUGGUACAACUACAUCGUACAGCACAACCCCACACCACGAGGCUUCGAAACCGGCAAGGGCCAAGCCUACGAGACCGAACUGCGGGACAAGAAGCACGGUCGCAUCUAUCGCGUUGUGUACCCCACGAAUAACGCCCCCCCUGCCCUGCAUCUAACAGGUGCAACACCUCAGCAGUUAGUCGAGUCUCUUUCGCACCCCACGAUGCUCUGUCGCCAGCAGGCCCAGCGGUUGCUAGUCGAACAGCACGCGACGUCGAUCUCACCGCAGUUGAUUGAGUUGGUUGGCGAUACCAGUGUUGAUGAAAUUGGGCUGAACACGGGGGCCAUCCACGCCUUGUGGACGAUCCAUGGCCUGGGCUUGCUAGACGGAACCAACAAGGAUGCAAGUAAGGCGGCGCUCACCGCACUGCAUCAUCCUUCGGCUGGCGUUCGUCGCACGGCGAUUCAGGUUCUACCGCCAGUAGAAGAAUCGACUCAGGCAGUGAUCAAAGCGAAGCUCUGCUUUGAUCGAGAACCGCAAGUUCGGCUGGCCGCACUCUUGGCGUUGGCCGAUCUUCCAGCAGUGCCCGAGGCAGGAGAACACCUCGUCGAAGUAAUGCAGCUUCCGCAGAACGAGGGCGAUCGCUGGAUCCCCGAUGCCGCGACAUGUGCUGCUGCUAACCAUAGCGUGCCAUUUUUGAAGGCCCUCGCCUCAUCGAAGGUGCAAUCAGGCCCGCUCCUGGAAACGGCCACCGUCGUGUCGGAACACUUCGCCCGCGGUGAGCCGGUGAAUGACGCCCUCACUCUUUGCGAGAGUCUCCAAGAUGCGCACCCUGCGAUUUCAGGCGCGAUCAUCCGCGGACUGGCGGCCGGUUGGCCAGAAGAUCGCGAACUUGCUGAAACAGCGGGCAUCGAAUCCCUCGUGGCCAAGCUUCUCCCCCAGCUUUCUGUGGCCGAUCGGGGUUUGCUCAUUCAACUCGCCACUCGUUGGGGAAGCGAUUCGCUAGAUGAAUACAUCGCACAGGUCCGUGAGGCUCUCUUAAACCAACUCGAUGACCCAGACGCAUCGCUUGAACAACGUAUGACUGCAGCCCAACAAUUCGUCGCGUUCGAUGUCGAAGAUCCGGAUGCCGUCUCUGAGAUUCUAGAACGCAUCACGCCACAAACCUCUCCUGAGCUUGCAAUCGCUCUGCUGCAGUCACUCGGACAAUGCGAGACAGACGAACUGGGCCCUCAACUCGUCGGGCACUUGUUGCAACUUACGCCCGCCACGCGUCCAGCAGCCGUAACGGUUCUACUGAUGCGACCUGCUUCCACGAUGGCAUUACUCAAGGGAAUCAACGAGGGUGUAAUUCGCCUCAGCGAGUUGUCCCCCGAUCAGCGACAGAUGCUGAUGGAUCAUCCAGAUGGAACCGUGCGAAUGACGGGACGAGCCGUGCUCAGCCGCGGAGGUGCCUUACCCAGUGCCGAUCGACAACAGGUGAUCGACGAUCUGCUCACACAGGUCGUGCAACAAGGAAGCCCGACUGCGGGCAAGCAAGUCUUCAAAAAACAUUGUGCCAAGUGCCACCAGCAUUCUGGCGAAGGUGAACACAUCGGUCCUGAUUUGACUGGUAUGGCGGUCCACCCGAAGGAGGAACUCCUAACACAUAUCCUCGACCCCAAUCGCAGCGUCGAGGGCAAUUUCCAGAUCUACACCGUCAUCACGUCCGACGGUCGCGUGCUGAGCGGCAUCCUCACCUCCGAAACCCAAACCACCGUGGAACUGCUCGACGCCGAAGGCAAGCGUUCCACAAUUCUGCGAGAAGAUAUCGACGCGUUAGCCCCCUCAACCAAGUCGCUCAUGCCCGAGGGAAUCGAAAAGUUGGCCACUGCGAAAGAACUCCGUGACUUGCUCGAGUUUCUCACCCAACGUGGAAGGUUCUUGCCAUUGGACAUUGCAAAGGCGGCGACCAUCGCCAGCGACCGGGGCAUGUUCAACAGCACCGAAGCCAGCGUCGAACGAUUAGUCUUCGACGACUGGUCACCUCACACGUUUGCUGGUGUGCCAUUCCGCUUGGUUGAUCCCCAUGAUGGCAUUACACCUAACGUCAUCAUGCUCCAUAGCCCGAACGGCAACGUCUGUCGCACGAUGCCCAAGACGGCCGAGUUACCCUGUAACGGUAUCGUUCAGACGAUCCACAUGCUCAGCGGUGUCAGCGGUUGGGGCUACCCGGCAAGCAGCGAGAACAGCGUCUCGUUGAUCGUACGACUGCACUACGCUGGCGGACAGCAGGAAGAUCACCCGCUCCUAAACCGGGAACACUUCGCCGACUACAUUCGCCGUGUCGAUGUUCCGGGAAGCGAGUUCGCCUUCGCCCUGCGUGACCAACAGGUGCGAUAUCUUUCCAUCUCUCCGCAGCGCGCGAAACCGAUCGAAAGAAUCGAGUUCAUCAAAGGUCCCGACCGCACAGCACCGGUCAUCAUGGCAGUCACCCUCGAAGCACCCGAUGCAGAAGAAGCCCACCAGGUUCGCGACGUAUUCAGCGCGUUGCUCGAAGCCGCUGGGCGAGAAGGCUACGCUUCGGCCGAAGCCGUGGACAGCGAACAGCCGGUCGAAGAACAGAUUCAAACCACGUGGACCGACUGGUUCAACCUCGAGCGCGUCAGCGGUCGCUACAAGACCGAGAAAAAUGCCGAGACCCUACGACAAGAGUACGGCGACCUUCUCGUUCGAGCGCACGGGGAAGACGGGUACACGCGUCCACAGGACUUCUUAAACAGCCUCAGCAAAGAAGAGCUGGAAACAGUCCAAACAAUUCAUCGACUGGCCGACCCCAUCAAUGUGAAUGGCCUAACCGAAGAAGGCUCACUCAACCUGCUGCUACCCCCGCCAGCACAGGUUGAUUUGAACCACGACGGGCUGACCCGCUCGGGGCUUGCCUACGGUCUUCGAUUUCCGGACAGCACCACUCCACCUGAGGUCACCUCUGCCUGGGAAGAAGCGACCGCGAACAUGCCUCUGGGCGAACGGAUGACCUUCGAGCUUCAGAUGAAGCUCCCGGUGCUGUUCGCCAACUUCUACGUCGACGAAAACGGGGCCUACUCGCAUCACUUCGAGCCGGGCGACCCCGAGUUUCGCAACCCCAUGGCCGACCCUGACUACUCCUACUUCAAUGCCACACAGGCUCAACUCGACGGUCUGGAAUUCUCAAAGAACCUGAUACCGCAAAACGAGUACGAGCGACGGACCGAGUUCUGGACCCUCUUCCAGGGCUUGCUGGAUGAGAAAGGUGAAUGGACAUACAUGUCGCACCUCUCUUCCGAAGACGAAGCCGCACUGAUUCGACUGGCGACCGCACUGGUCGAUCAGCAAAAGGCCCGGGUGAUCGUUGAACCGCAACAGCGGGCCUCGGGCUUCUGGUUCGGAGGCGGAAACAUGGUGCAGGCCGAAGAUGGUUCGCUGCUGGUUGUGGGACGAUACCGCAACGCCGGCGAUUCGCGAACCGGCACCGCUGCAGGUGAGCGAGGACUCGAAUUGGCUGUAUUUCGCGCAUCCGAUGCAGCGGGAAUCUUCGAGAAGUUGCUCACUUUCGCCAAGGCCGAUUUGGCGAUCGGGGAGCGUGGUGUACUCUCGAUCGAGGGAGCCGCACUGAGAUUGUCAGCGGACGGGGCUGCUGAACUGUUUGUGUCAACUGAGAAGUCGGGCAUCGCAUACCCACCGGGCCUGGAAGAGUUUCUAAAACCCGGCACUGGCGUGUGGACUAUCGAUCGAAUGCAUGCCAACUCGUUGGAAGGCCUAAAAGACGCAUCGAUCGGAACGGUGCUCGAAACGCAAGACCCGCAGUUCAUUCACAUCAAAGAUCCCUAUCUCUACGAAGACCAAGACGGUGAACGCAUGCUGCUGUUUUGCAGCCAUCCCUUCUGUUGGUCGAGUUCGAACAGCGGCUGUGCGGUGCUGCACGAUGGCCACGUGGUGCCCAACUCCAUCCGUUACGACUUCUUCUCCCGCGGCUACACCUGGGAUGUGGCCAUGACGCGCGGGACCUGCAUCGUUGACGUACCUAAAGUCGGGCGAUUCUCCGAUCGCAAUGUGUCGUUGCUCUUCUACGAUGGCGGCGAGUGUGUGCGGGACCUCGAGGAACAUGCAUCCGCGGUUAAACGCCCGCGAGGCUACUCCUGCGAAGAACUAGGAGGGCUGGCCUAUCUGGUCGAUGGGGACUUCAACCGCAUCGAACGUUUAUCUCGCGAACGCCCGAUGUUCGUCAGCCCCUGGGGCACCGGCUGCAGCCGCUAUGUCGAUGUGCUGGCCACCGCGGAAGGGCUGCACGCAUUGAUGGAACAACGGUUCGGACUCACAACUCCUCUCAUUCGCGUUGUGAAGUGGGCGUUGCUGGCGGGGGCCUAUAGCUGUCUGACGCUACUCGACGCAAAGGGGCCUUUCCCGCAUAUGCCCCCCAUUCCGUCGUCACUAGACGCGGUCCUCUCGUUUGCCAUCGCCGUAUUGAUUGCCUUUCGUGUCAAUCGAGCUUACGAGCGGUGGUGGGAAGCUCGUUCGCUGUGGGGCACGCUAGUCAACGUGAGCCGCAACCUGGCCGUGAAGACCCGCGCACUUCUGCCAGAUGAUCCUGCUCAACGGCAGUUCGUACGCAACACGAUCGUGGCCUUCAGCCUGGGGCUCCGCGAUCACCUUCGCGCAAAAGCCGAGUUGCAGAAACUGCCGGGCUUCGAGAACGACCCCGCCACUCCGGCCCACGUUCCCAGCUAUAUCAUGCGUCGGCUAUACGAGCGUUUCGAACAAUGGAAGGCCGCCGGAACUCUGAGCGAGGAGCAUUUCUGGGUGCUCGAUCGAGAGUCGCGUGUGUUUCUCGAUGUGAGCGGAGCCAGCGAAAAAAUCAGGAACACGCUGAUGUCGGUAUCCUGGCACCGUUUUUCACAGCAGUGCAUUUUGCUCUACCUUAUUGUUUUGCCCUGGGGGCUUGUCGACGAUUUUGGCUUUCUGACCAUCCCCCUAACGAUCGUGGCCGCCUAUUUCGUCAUCGCCGGCGAAGGCAUUGCCCAGUACGUUGAACGCCCCUUCGGAACGGACGAAGACCACCUCGAUCUCGAAGGCAUCAUCAACGUUAUCGAUGUACGGAAGAUGAACGAGUCUAAGCCGCGCGUCAAUCGGCGGCGAUUCUUGAAACUCUCGGCCACCGCAAUUUCAGCCCCGAUGAUCGUGCCCGCCUCGGCCCUGGGGCGUGACGGCGAAACCGCGCCCAGCAACCGCAUCAAUGUCGGCAUCGUGGGGCUCGGCUCGCGGGGCUUCAAUCUGUUGUAUGAAUUCCUUGGGCAUCAAGACGCCCGAGUGACAGCGCUGUGUGAUGUGCACAAACUGCAUUAUCGGGACUUACCCUGGGGGAAAGGUCCCUCCAUGGGACGCGAUGGUGCUCGCGAUGUCGUGGCAAAGCUCUUCACCGCGGAUAAAACUACCUCGGACCCGAAGUCGCUAUUCAUCACCGAUGACUUCAGCGAAGUCUGCCUCCGCGACGACAUCGAUGCCGUAGUGGUGGCCACGCCCGAUCACUGGCAUGCCCUGUGCACGUUGAAAGCGCUAGCGGCGGGCAAAGACGUGUACUGUGAGAAACCGCUCACACAUACCUUCACCGAAGGGCAAGUCGUCUGCCAGGAAGUCGCGCGCCGCAAGGCGGUGUUUCAAACAGGCUCGCAGCAACGCUCCGAUCCGCGGUUCCAGCACGUGGUUGAACUGGUGAGAAACGGUCACCUGGGGAAAAUCAGUCGCGUCGAAGUCGGCCUGCCGCCGGGUUAUUCCGAGCCAAUGGGUGACCCAACGGUAGCCGAACCGCCUGAGCAUUUGGAUUACGACCUGUGGUGCGGCCCCUCGCCGGUGCUUCCAUAUAUGCGUGCCCGUCACCAUCGAUGGUGGCGUGGGCAUCGGGCCUAUGGUGGUGGCGUACUGAUGGAUUGGAUUGGGCACCACAACGAUAUCGCCCAUUGGGCCCUCGACGUCGACCGGCUAGGCCCCUCGCGCAUCGUGUCCGUAGGCUGGACGUUCCCAGACACCAAUGUCUACAACACGCCCGAGAACUUCGAAAUUCGCUGCACCUAUGCCAACGGCGUGGAGAGUUCGAUCUCCAAUCGCAAUGAGUUGGGCACCCGACUGAUCGGCGAAGACGGCUGGGUUUACGUACGACGCGGCCGCUCGGAGGCAUCCGAUGAGCGUUGGUUGAAACCUGGAUUUAACCCCGGCCCUAAAAAAGUUGUCACUUCACCGGGCCAUACGCGAAACUUCCUCGACUGCAUGAAGACCCGCGAGGAGUGCAUCGCACCGGCUGAAGUCGCCCAUCGUUCAAUCUCGCCGGGGCACCUAGGCUACGUAUCGCAAGCAGUUGGCCGCCCGUUGAACUGGGACGCCAAGAACGAGCAAAUCAUCGAUGACAGCGAGGCCGACUCACUGCUUCGUGAAGUCUCAUACCGCGAGCCAUGGUCGCUAAUAAACACCUAG